AUGGAUAAUCGCCUGUGUGGACCAUUCAAUGUAUUGAGAAACUAUUUACCCGAUGAAUUAGAUAAUUCUGCAAAAUACGAAUUUGAUAAAAAUGAGUAUCUUAAGAAAUAUUGUCCUAAUGGAGAUUCAGAUAAAAAAUGUGAGACUGAUCUCGAUAAAAUUAAGGCUGGAUUUUUAUGUUUAUUUGAACAAAUUAUUGUUAAUAAUAUUGAUAAUUUAAGUAAAGAAGAGGUUAAAGUGUUUAUUAUAUACAUUAUGAUAUGGUUAAAUUAUAUGUUAAACCUAAAAAAAGUUAAUGACACCAACAACUUAAAUGAGUUUUAUAUUAAAUAUACAGAAAAAAAUACGGAUUAUGAAUAUUGUAAAACAGAUGGUAUUGAUUGUGAUAGUGCAUUAAAAAAUCAACUAGGAUAUGAUAAUUUUACGGAAAUCAUAAAUGAAAGAAAGGAUUUGUUGAAUAUUAAAUUUAAAGAUCCUUCUAAAGUUUAUGAUUUAUUUAAAUUAUUAUGUAAUAUGUAUUAUGAUGUUAAUGGAGGCGAUUCAAAUCCCGAGAAUCAAUUAAAAAUAGCUAAUCAAUUUUUUGAAAAAUAUAAAGAACUUAAUGGAUAUUCUGAUAUUACUGAAGAUAGUCCCUAUUAUCAAGUAUUGUCUACAUUAUCAAAUGAUUAUAAUAAUAUUAUAAACGAAUGUAGCAAUUGUCAAUCUAGUAAUUUUCCAUCAUUUCUAACAUAUUCACGAAGAUCAGUAAUAAAAAACACACUAAUUUCAAUUGCAUUUAUAUUUGCUUCAGUAUCAAUUUUCUUGGGUAUUGCUUAUAAGUAUUCGUUAUUUGGAUUUCGGAAACGAUUUCAAAAACAACAAUUAAGAGAAAAACUAAAAAAUAUAAAGAAGAGAAUGAAUCAUUAA
Molecule: messenger RNA, 906 nt
Organism: Plasmodium yoelii
Lineage: Eukaryota; Apicomplexa; Aconoidasida; Haemosporida; Plasmodiidae
Product: PIR protein
Exons: 3
Coding region: 1-906 (301 amino acids)
Source: RefSeq, a predicted model, not a curated record